Cryphonectria parasitica EP155 is the source of this 699-nucleotide messenger RNA. Its product is annotated as PIG-P-domain-containing protein. Lineage: Eukaryota; Fungi; Ascomycota; Sordariomycetes; Diaporthales; Cryphonectriaceae. Bases 1 to 699 code for a protein of 232 amino acids. The transcript has 2 exons. The record is from RefSeq and is a predicted model, not a curated record.
AUGCUCUCCUUCGGGCCCCCCUACUACGGCCGCCCGCCGACGCCCUUGCCUCCCUCACCCAGCCUGACCUCGCUGCUCCGACCCUCGCGGCCGACGACCCCAGACGCGAGCGACGACGAGGGCCUCAACAGCGCCGAGCCCGUACCCCGCGCGAGCCCAAAGGUGCCGACCUACGAAUACUACGGCUUCGUGCUCUACCUGUUCUCGUCGUGCUGCUUCCUCAUGUACCUGCUCUGGUCCUACCUGCCGUCCCCCUUCCUGCACGCGCUGGGCGUGCACUACUACCCAGACCGGUGGUGGAGCCUCGCGGUCCCUUCGUUCCUCGUCGUGCUGCUGGCGUACAUCUAUGUCGCGCUGGCGCUGUACAACACAGAGUACCUGACGCUGCCGCUGCACAGCCUCGAGACGAUUGUGGACGAGGCGGGCAAGAUUGCGGUGGUCGACGGGCGGGGCCGGAUCCGGGAGCGAGAGGAUGCGAGGGGGGCGAGGGGGGUUGGUGGUGGUGGCGGUGGUGGUGGUCGUCAUCACCUGCGCAAGGGGAGCGGAAACGGGUUUGCCUUGCGGGAGAGGGAAGUGGACUGGAGAGGGUGUUGGAAUGAAGGGACUGAUGCGGUGAUGGAUGUGCCGUUGGCGGGGGUCUGUGAGAUUCUCUAUCGGCGUGGUAGUAUGGAUGGGGAUGGCAGUAUAAAGGAUGCUUGA